This is a messenger RNA of Anopheles stephensi (Asian malaria mosquito), 1652 nucleotides long. Its product is annotated as transcription factor Ouib-like. Gene Ontology annotation, cellular component: nucleus. The transcript has 4 exons. The record is from RefSeq and is a predicted model, not a curated record. Gene Ontology annotation, molecular function: RNA polymerase II cis-regulatory region sequence-specific DNA binding; zinc ion binding; DNA-binding transcription factor activity. Lineage: Eukaryota; Metazoa; Arthropoda; Insecta; Diptera; Culicidae. The coding region runs from base 53 to 1075 and encodes 340 amino acids. Gene Ontology annotation, biological process: regulation of transcription by RNA polymerase II.
UGCAAGCAUCGUUGUUUAUCAACAACUUUACGGAUGCGUUCUGCCCUUCAGGAUGGAGAGCACCAAGCACGAAAUAUACAAUAUUUGCCGUUUUUGUUUGUGCCAAGACGAAGCAUAUCUAAUUCCCAUCGUGAAAAUAUUGGAUUCAACGCUCACAAUCGAAGAUAUACAAAGAUUCACCGGGAUACAGUUCAAUGAGGAUGACGAUACAUCGUAUGCGUUGUGUUUGGAAUGUACAAAUAGUCUUAAAAACUCGGCAGCCUUCCGCAAUACGUGCCUGAACAAUGAUUCUCUGUUCCACGAGCUGCACGCCGUGCUGAUUAGUAGCGCUGAAAGCAUAUACGGUGAAACGAUCGAGUACCUGGAAAGUGAUUUCGAAGUGGAGGAAGAUGCCAAGCAAGAUUACGAGAAAAGGGAAGAAAAAUCGGGCACCGCAUUUUCCAUCGAGCCGUUCUGGACACCGAAAGGUAACUCGCACGUCUCCUACGAGGAAGAGUACAUUCAGGAGUACCUGUAUGAAGAUACGGUAACAAGCAACAACGAGGAGGAUUUGUCAAACGUGGAUGACUUUCAGUACUCUGCCAACCGCAUCGAACCCGGCGAAUCGCUAUCCGACGACGACGAGUUUCCCGUCAACUUUAUGGAGUCAAAGAAAGUAAAAAAACCGAAGAAACAGCCCAAAGUCAUAGAGGAGCGUUUCCGGGGAAGGAGAAAGCUACAUCUUUGCAACUGGUGCGGCAUCUUCGUACACCAUAUCCCGAGCCACGUACUAAUUCACAAGGAGGAAGCCACAUACUCUUGUCCGCACUGCCCGGUAAAAAUGAAACAGAAAGGCAACCUGUCACAGCACAUACAAACGGUACACUUCAAAACUGUCGGUAAGACGUGCGAAAUUUGCGGCAAAGGCUUCAUCCAUCACAAAACGUACAGGUAUCACAUGCGCACGCAUCAGGACGCGGGAGAAUCAUUCGAAUGUCAGGUCUGCUCAAAACAGUUUAGCCGCUCCAGUGGUUUAGAAGAUCAUUUCAAAAAGUUUCAUAGUAUAGCAAAGAAUUUGAAACUCAUUGGUUCAUAGAUAUGUCGCCUUCGUAUGAGUGACAUCAAACUGCAUGCAUUCAUCGGUCUACGAAGGGAAUAUGUUUUACAUUACACUUUGUCCUAGGUUGAUAUGGUGCGAUAACUUCUUUCGUCAUCAUAAUACUAAACCGACUUUCAAAAAUAGUGAUAAGGUUUAGUCUUCUAUAUUACAUUUUAUUUUAUUUUUAUAAAUGAUUAGUGUCACGAUUUUAACAAUUUGUUCCGUCAUAUGUUCUCUGUGUAUCUGCAUACUAUACUUAAGUUUACUGGUAGAAUCCAAUAGUGAUUCUAAAUUUAAAUAUUGACACAAUUUGCUGGAGGCAGUUGUGACGCAACCCUCGUGGUCCCACGUGGCCCUUUGGAUGAAAUGCGGGGCCCCCUAAAUGAUUGAUUCUUCCAGGAUCGUACAGCCUUUGUAUAGGAAGUUAUGCCUCAGUCGGUAUGAAUGAGGCCCCCAAACAGCUGCUUAGUUUACUUCUACCAUGAUCCGCCCCAAACUGUAAUGUAAUAUUUCUAAUACUGAUUUACGAUUUUAAUAAAAGAAUCUGUCCGUGCUAUGCAGAAUUUUAAACAAA